This is a messenger RNA of Cuscuta epithymum, 847 nucleotides long. Lineage: Eukaryota; Viridiplantae; Streptophyta; Magnoliopsida; Solanales; Convolvulaceae. The record is from the annotation of a GenBank genome assembly.
GAACGAUAUCAAAAAACAGCCCAGCCCACCCAAAUUUCAGCCCUUUCUUUCCUCACCAAGUUCGUUUAGGUGGUGGUUCGCAGGUCUCGACCCUUUCAGUCGAGGAUAUGGCCGCGGUAAGUCUACGGAAGGGGAACACGCGCCUGCCGCCGGAGGUCAAUCGUGUUCUAUAUGUCCGGAACUUGCCGUUCAACAUCACCAGCGAGGAGAUGUACGACAUCUUCGGCAAAUAUGGAGCCAUCAGGCAGAUCCGAAUCGGAACAAACAAGGACACCCGCGGCACCGCCUUCGUGGUCUACGAGGAUAUCUACGACGCCAAGACCGCCGUCGACCACCUCUCCGGAUUCAACGUCGCGAAUAGGUAUUUGAUAGUGUUGUACUAUCAGCACGCCAAGAUGAGCAAGAAGUUCGACCAGAAGAAGAAGGAAGAGGAGAUUCAGAAGCUUCAAGAGAAAUAUGGCGUUUCAUCCAAAGAUAAGUAGCGAGUGACAUGUCUAGCGUGCUUCACUCUUUACUGAUCUAUAGACUUGUAACUAAGCUGUGAGUGAGGAAAUCCCAUGAUAUCUGUAGUUCCUGUUCUAAGAUGUGGAAAACUGAUCAUUUCAAUGAAGCAUUCUGUGGGUUUUGUAUCUCUAAAUUAUCUUCUAGCAUUUUUUUCAUUAGUGUUGACUUAAAAAUGAAGCACAGCCAUAGGUUAAGGGUAGUUUCUAUAUUAGUUCUGAUUAUCAUAGCCAUAGCUGGGGCAAAUUGAAUUGCAGUAUCGAACCAUAUCCUCUCUCCUUUUUCCAUUUUUUCAUUUGGUUUGUCCCAGAAUGUUUUUCAAGUACCAGAUUUAGUUAUAUUCGCA